Symsagittifera roscoffensis is the source of this 2232-nucleotide messenger RNA. Its product is annotated as vesicular inhibitory amino acid transporter-like. Gene Ontology annotation, molecular function: L-amino acid transmembrane transporter activity. The record is from RefSeq and is a predicted model, not a curated record. The coding region runs from base 506 to 2032 and encodes 508 amino acids. Gene Ontology annotation, biological process: amino acid transmembrane transport. Gene Ontology annotation, cellular component: vacuolar membrane. Lineage: Eukaryota; Metazoa; Xenacoelomorpha; Acoela; Convolutidae. The transcript has 7 exons.
UUAAUAAAUCCCCAAGUCAAAGCGAUUGCAAUCUUUUUACAAUAUGUGUUAAGUAUUUUUCCUUUUUUUAAUUGAAAAGAUAUCCCAAUCUAGAACCUUUUUCUGCUUAUCUAACAACACGCGUGAAAUUAUUUUUCAUCAGGCAUAAUCGUGACAGAUAUAGAACCAUCAUAUACUUACAGUGUACUGAAAGAUAUUUGGAAGAUUCCCACAAAAGCCGACCACAUUAAUUAUUUCGCAGCUUCAACAAUCCCGACUCUUCUUAAGACAAAAAUUUAUUGUCUGACGCCACACAUCGCUUAAGAAAAUAAACGUCCCAAACUGUCCAAAAUUACCAAAAAUAGUAAAAGUUUCACCAAAAAUACGCAAAUGGAAUUGAAUUUGGGAAAAGUUUAUCUCUGAAAGGCUCGAUCAUUGUUUGUUGUUUUCUUUAUCGCAACUCAUUGUUGACUAAGCUGCCCAUUUGAAGAAAAAUAAUAUCACUUCAAAAGCAACAACGGUGUCGAUGAAGAAAGCGAUAAACGUGGCCUACGGGAUGUUCCCGCGGGCAGCCGCGACAGAGGAGGAGAGGACUGGAUUCGUGGACAAAGAACACUGCCACGAUGCAGACACUGACGACUUCAGUAGCACAAUGCCGCACUCUGAUUGGUCCAAAAACGGAAGCAUGGGUGGGGCUGGCGGAGGACUAGGCAAAGAUGGUGGUGGCAUGGUACGGGGAGAGGGUGAGGGAGACUUUGACUCCCCGGAGCAGGAGUGUCACGGGGAAUUAGCAGAGAGUGAGAAGAAGAAGAUCACAGAGUGGCAGGCAGGCUGGAAUGUCACAAACGCCAUACAGGGCAUGUUCAUCGUGACCUUCCCCUACUCGGUCUAUCAGGGGGGCUACUGGUCCCUGUUCGCAAUGGUAUUCUUCGCAUACAUCACAUACUACACAGGAAAAAUUCUGGUCUAUUGUCUGUACGAUGAAGACGAACGAGGCCAGCCUAUCCGGGUGAGGACCAGCUACAUCCAAAUAGCAGAAGACGUGUGGGGUAAAGCAUACGGAGGGAAGAUAGUCCAGGCUGCUCAACUGAUAGAACUAAUCAUGACAUGUGUACUGUAUGUACUGUUGUGUGGGGAUUUACUCCAGGAGGCGUUUCCACAGGUUGCACUGGAUCUUACAUCUUGGAUCAUGCUGUCAUCAAUAUUCUUACUGCCGUGUGCAUUCCUGCAGAACUACAGGGCAGUGGCUAGGCUGAGCUUCUACAACACAGUCUCCCAUGCUUGUAUUAAUAUCAUCAUCAUAGGCUACUGUCUCACUCACAUUGGACAGUGGCACUGGCAGGAGGUGGAGAUUGGAAUCGAUCUCAGACAGGUGCCAGUAGCUCUUGGAAUCAUAGUCUUCAGUUAUACUAGCCAGAUAUUCCUUCCAGCUCUCGAGGGAUCCAUGCAAAAGCGACAUCGAUUCGAAUGCAUGUUAUUCUGGACCCACGCGCUAGCUGCUCUUUUCAAGUGCAUGUUCGCGUGGAUUGGGUUCCUAACAUUCGGCAAUAACACCCGAGAAGUUAUAACCAACAACCUUCCCGAUAAUUGGUUUAGAUUUAUGACUAAUAUUUUCCUGUUCCUAAAAGCUCUUUUAUCGUACCCAUUACCGUAUUUUGCAGCUUGCGACAUAGUUCAAAAUCGGUUCUUCGAAACCCGAAAAGAAGCUGAAGAUAAUAAGUUCACCCAAGUUUUAGGGGGGACUUGUUACGCCAAAGACGGGCUAUUCAAAGAUUGGGCACUUUUGAUUCGCCUAUUAGUUGUCGUGUUCACGAUGCUCCUGGGAGCGGGGAUUCCCCACUUCGCAAUUCUAAUGGGUCUAGUUGGAAACUUCACUGGAACUAUGUUAUCUUUUGUAUGGCCCUGUGUUUUCCAUCUGAAAUUGAAAGGCCAUACUCUAUCUCCGGCCACUAAAGUUUGGGAAUACACCAUAAUUGGAAUCGGAAUAGUUUGUGGUGGAAUUGGGAUUAUUACCUCUGGAAUUCAACUAGUAGAAGCUCUACAAAAUGACUAAUUUUGUAAAUUACGGCUCAAAUGAAUAGUACCAUCUAAAUUUAAAUGCAAAAUCUGUAGAAAUAUUUUAUUGGUUAAUAUUCAUGAAUUUUGCAAUGAAGCUAAAUUGUGCAAUUAGAAAUGCAAAGUCUAUGGCCGAUGAUUACACAAUGUACUUUGAUAUUGUAUAUUUCUUUUUAUUCACUGAAUUUCAUUAUUUAA